GACAAUCCGUCUCUUAUAAGCUAAAAGAAUUGGGGUGGCUGAGCAUGGUCAAAAGACGCCUUUUGCACUCUUUGUGUUUAUUUUAUAAAUUAAUAAAAUUUAAAAGUCGUCUACUUGUAUAAUAAGAUUAGUUUUCGGACGGAUGUUUAUAAUCUAAAUAUUCGACGACAAUACAUUUUAACAGUGCCAAAUCAUAAAAAAACAACUCUUUAAGAAGUCCUAUUCAUAUUUGAUCGCAUCAACCAUAAACAAAUUUAAAAUACAUGAUUUUUCGCCUCUGGAACUCGUUGUGGAAUUCGAAGCAAUGAGGACUGCGUACAGGCUACACGUCCUAAGCUGCGGACACCGCAAUACUGUCGUAUCAAUAUGCUCGGACGGCAGAGCUGCCAUUAAGGCUAUCACGGCCGCAAAGGUUGGCUGCAGGGUCCAGCUCGUCUGGAUACCUGCCCACGCAGGCCAUGCAGGUAAUGAGGAAGCGGACUCUCUUGCCAGACUGGGAUCCGCGAAUGUGCCGAUGGGGCCGGAACCCAUAGUUGGUAUCGCCAAAUGCGUUGCGGUUGCGUCAAUGAAGGGUCUGCUGGACAAGUGGACCCACCGAAGAUGGACUGAGUCCCCUGGUAUGAGACAGGCCAAAGCGCACAUAGGUAGGGCCCACCUAUCAUCCCUGCCUGUCUCACCAAAAAUCUACUACGCCUAAAAAGACGCGAAAUUCGGCUAGUGACAGAUCUUUUAACCGGUCGCUGGCACUUAAGAAGCCAUCUCCAUACCAUUGGUAUUGCGGACAACCCGGAAUGCCGAUGGUGCUGUGAGGAGGAUGAAACCGUUGACCAUGUAGUCGGGGAGUGCCCAGCACUCACGCGCGCCAGGUUCAACUACUUGGGUAACACUUUCAGUGUACCGAGUGACUUUAAGUCCUUCAGACCAGAGAGUCUUAUCGGUUUCUCUAAGGCUGUUGGGCUCUGGUAACCCUCGGUGGGACAU
Messenger RNA from Anthonomus grandis grandis, 981 nucleotides. RefSeq lists its product as uncharacterized. Lineage: Eukaryota; Metazoa; Arthropoda; Insecta; Coleoptera; Curculionidae. Bases 305 to 697 code for a protein of 130 amino acids. The record is from RefSeq and is a predicted model, not a curated record. The transcript has 2 exons. Gene Ontology annotation, molecular function: RNA-DNA hybrid ribonuclease activity; nucleic acid binding.